This is a messenger RNA of Brassica napus (rape), 3523 nucleotides long. RefSeq names its product tip elongation aberrant protein 1. The record is from RefSeq and is a predicted model, not a curated record. The coding region runs from base 781 to 2535 and encodes 584 amino acids. NCBI's taxonomy places the organism in Eukaryota, Viridiplantae, Streptophyta, Magnoliopsida, Brassicales, Brassicaceae. Gene Ontology annotation, molecular function: protein binding. The transcript has 11 exons.
AAAUACAUAGUUAAUAAGAUAAUAGCAGUGGUUAUGUUUAACAUUGUGAGACAAUUAUUAUUACCAUUGACAUUUCGGACAAUGACAUUAAAUUUGGUUAAUAGCCCAAGUCCAAUCGAUGUCAAUCAAGAAGAUCUUAUUGAACAAACAAGUUGUUCGAGUAAACUGACACAAAAAAAGACAAUGAUGAUAAAGAGCAUACAAAAAUUUUAAUAUCAAAAUCACAUAUUUUUUUUAACUCUCAAUCUUCGUAAUACAUAGUUUUACAUUUGUUUUGUACAACAAACUUAUUGUUAUAUUUAUUUUCUAAAGAAAUCGUUUAUGUAUUUCAUUUUUGCUCAAUCAUUUUAUGUUUAUGUCAAUAAAUAUUAUAACGAUAUUCUGAACCCAUGAGUGUGUAAACUAAUUAUAGAUUCAUUGCAGUAAAGUUCAUAAAAGAAGCAAAAAAAAACAGAAAAUUUAAUGUGCAAUUAAUAUGGUAGACAUCAUCAGAGUGUCGCUAAUUACUCACUGGACAGAGUACUUAACGCUUGAGGAAAAUAAAAUUACUCGUUGGAUUUAACCGCAAACGCGAAAAAGCUCCGUUCGUCACGUUUGCGGUUGCCAUCGUUAAGAACCCAAAACAGAGAAAGCACCUUUUAUCCUCUGUAUCGCCGUAAGAAGUAAAGAAUCAUUUGCAUUUUCGGUUUUCCCGACUUCAAUUUUAUAACCUCCUUUUAGAAUUUUCCCGCACUUUCCCAACCCAAAGGAAGAAUCUUUUCUUUCUUUUCCCAGGAAACAAUGAGGUGGGAGAGGGUCCGACGACAAAACCAGCAAGUGGGUCUCGGUGAUUCUUCUUCAGGGCCAGGGAAGAGGUGGGGACACACUUGUAACGCCAUUAAAGGAGGCAGGUUUGUCUACGUUUUCGGUGGAUUCGGUAGAGACGAUUGCUUAACGAAUCAAGUUCAUGUCUUUGACGCUGGAACGCAGAUAUGGACUAAACCGGUGAUCAGAGGCGUGCCGCCUUCUCCGAGAGACAGUCACAGCUGUACAACGGUUGGGGAUCACCUUUUUGUGUUUGGUGGUACUGAUGGGAAGAAUCAUCUCAAUGAUCUGCAUGUGCUAGAUACUUCUUCACAUACUUGGAAAUGCGUGGAUGCUAGAGGGGAAGGACCCGAGGCAAGAGAGGCUCAUAGUGCCACGCUUGUUGGCAAACGCAUUUUCAUAUUCGGUGGCUGUGGGAAAGCUUCUGGUUCUGAUGAUGAAGUCUUCUAUAAUGACCUUUACAUACUCAACACAGAGACUUUAACGUGGCAACGAGCUGUAACAACUGGGAAUCCACCCUCUGCACGAGACAGCCACACUUGCUCAACCUGGAAGAACAAAAUCAUUGUAGUAGGUGGUGAAGAUUUGGAUGAUUAUUAUCUCUCCGAUGUUCAUAUCCUUGACACAGAAACGUUUGUAUGGAAGCAGAUGAAAACUUCAGGGCAGGUGUUAACACCUCGAGCUGGUCAUGUCACUGUUCCAAUCGAGAGGACCCUGUUUGUAUUUGGAGGGUUUACUGAUUCUCAGAACCUUUAUGAUGAUCUCUAUGUGCUUGAUGUGGAAACGGGUGUAUGGUCCAAGUUAGUUGCCAUGGAAGAAGGGCCAGCUGCUAGAUUCUCUGCUGGAGCUGUGUGUUUAGGUCCUUACAAGGCUGGUUCUUUUUUCUUUCUUGGUGGCUGCAAUAAGAGUCUUGAGCCGUUGGAUGAUAUUUACUACCUACACACAGAUGGUGGAUACAAUGCACGGUUUGAUCAAACUCCAGGGAGGUUAUCUCUAAGGAAACAAAUGAAGCUAAAAUGCCAAGCGCAGAAACUAGCUGUGGCUGGAACCAGCACUAAUCAAGGAAGAGAGAAUCUCCCUUUGAGCAUUGGCUCGAUGUAUCAAGGGAAAACGGUUUUUCAAGCCAGGGUUACUGAAAACGUUCCUUUAGGUUACUCUAUAGAAACAAUCAUUGAUGGGAAGGUGCUUCGGGGUUUUUUGUUUUCAAACAGACAAAGCUCUGGUCUAACGGUAGAUCCAAGCGUUAGCAGUGGCAGGAAAAGGCCUGCUAUGUCGGAUGCUGAUUGUGAUCAUGGAGCAAAGUCACAGAGAAUUUUGAGCGAGGAUGCAGCAGGUAGUAGCCAGCAAGCUGGUCCAGUGGAUCCUUCUGAUGAUGCUAACAAGAAGGUUGCAGAUUCAGAUGAUAUUCACACGUCUAUGAUUGACACUGCUGAUGCUAAUGUAAACAUUGCGAGACCACAGGAGGCAGAAACUGCUGCUGUUGCCGCUGAUGUGAAAUCUGAUGUGAAAGAUCAAGAUCCUUCUCAACUCAAUAUGGACGCUGUGAACGCAGAAACAUCACCGGUUACUCUUGAUCAGGCGAAUGCAGAGCCACUGAGAAAUGAGACAACAACAGACGUUGGUGCUGCUACUGAAGCUGGUCCUGGAGGAGAUUCAUCGCCACAGAACCAAGAUGAUGGAACAAUUGCUGUGGAAGAUGCACAGGCAGACCAAAAACCGCAACCGCAUUAACUAGAUGAAUGAUCUUUUGGGUGUGUAUAGUAGGAUCUUGAGAUAGCAUUUGGUGUUAAAAGCUGAAGUAGAAGAAAGUGGAGGAUGAGUAGAAGAAGCUAACUCUCGUGUUAAGGUCUUUUGUUUCGUAUUUUGAUCUGCAAUACAAACAGCUCCUCUGUUGUUAUUACAUUUUGGUUUCAAUUUGCAAGCAAAAGUUAUGCCUUAAUGAAGUUUUUUUCUUUCUUAACACACGCAAACAAACAUAGUAGUUACUACAUUCUAAAGAAACUUUACAAGUGAAAUGUACCAACUAUGAAGAUUACGUUUGACAUUGGUCUUUGUCAGGACUGGUGAAUGAGAUCGUGCAUGAGAGAAACCAGCUGUCUGCUAGCAAAGUCAAGAAGACGAAAACUCAUUUCGCAGAGCAGUAGCUUAGGAUGGUGAAGGAACUCUCAAUAUAUACAAGAGGUUUCGCUUCUUUCUCUAACACUCUGGUCUUUCUUUUGCUCUUCUGAUUCAUAUGAUCGUUUUUGGUUCUUCAGUAUUAUACAGAAGGUAAUUUAUCAUAUGGUGUGUUAUGUAAUAAGUGACUGAAGUUCUUUUUUUUUUGAUCAAACAAGUGACUGAAGUUCUUUAAAGCAUUAAUAUUAAGAGAAUUCAUGGAAGCAGAAAAAGAACUCUAUGUAUCUUAUAUAUAUUCUGUUCGGCUUUCCUUUUCUACUUGGCGUUUCAUGCAAGUUCUUGUAUUCUUAUCUUAUAUUACCUAUUGACCAAUCAUUAAACCAUCUUUUAGAUAUAUGUUUGUGCAUGGGAUGCAUUACCUUUAUUCAAAAUAAGGAACAGUACAUAGGAUAUGUGAAACAAAGCAGGAUGUUUUGACAAGAAGAGCAACGGAUGGAGGGCACAAGAAUGGAUUUGGCACCACCAACGAUAGUCUUACCACAACAAACUUUUCGCCUUGUGGAUGAAAGCAUCAACGAGGUAGAACCAAAACCUCCUCCAAGGA